GAGUGUGGACUAUGCCCUCUUGUUGCUGUAGUUGUCUGUGGUCGUCUAACAGGAAGUGCCUAUGAUAAGUUCUAGAGAUUCUGGAGGCUCCCAUCUUUUGGCCGAUGACUGGUCUAUGACCCAAGUCCAUUCCUGCCACUGAGAAAAAAAAAAUCACCAAGGCAAGGGGCAAAGGAGACACGCUGUGUGUCGCAAAGAGCUGACCUGCCCCGGACGCAGCCCAACGAACGAAGCAGCUGCUGCAGGAUGAGAAGAUGGCAGCGCGGCUGCUCGCACCGCCAGGCCCCGACAGCUUCAAGCCGUUCACCCCCGAGUCGCUGGCCAACAUCGAGAGGCGCAUCGCCGAGAGCAAGCUCAAGAAGCCCCCGAAGGCUGAGGGCAGCCACCGGGAGGACGAUGAGGACAGCAAGCCGAAGCCCAACAGUGACCUGGAGGCGGGGAAGAGCCUGCCUUUCAUCUACGGGGACAUCCCCCAAGGCCUGGUGGCCGUUCCCCUGGAGGACUUUGACCCCUACUAUUUGACACAGAAAACCUUUGUAGUAUUAAACAGAGGGAAAACUCUCUUCAGAUUUAGUGCUACGCCUGCCUUGUACAUUUUAAGUCCUUUUAACCUGAUAAGAAGAAUAGCUAUUAAAAUUUUGAUACAUUCAGUGUUUAGCAUGAUCAUCAUGUGCACUAUCCUGACCAACUGUGUAUUCAUGACUUUCAGUAACCCUCCCGACUGGUCGAAGAAUGUGGAGUACACGUUCACAGGGAUUUAUACGUUCGAAUCACUAGUGAAAAUCAUCGCCAGGGGCUUCUGCAUAGACGGCUUCACCUUCUUGCGGGAUCCGUGGAACUGGUUAGAUUUCAGCGUCAUCAUGAUGGCAUAUGUGACAGAGUUCGUGGACCUGGGCAAUGUCUCAGCGCUGAGAACAUUCAGGGUUCUCCGAGCUUUGAAAACUAUCUCUGUAAUUCCAGGCCUCAAGACCAUCGUGGGCGCCCUGAUCCAGUCGGUGAAGAAGCUGUCGGACGUGAUGAUCCUGACCGUGUUCUGCCUGAGCGUGUUCGCCUUGAUCGGCCUGCAGCUGUUCAUGGGGAACCUGCGGAACAAGUGCGUCGUGUGGCCCAUCAACUUCAACGAGAGCUACCUGGAAAACGGCACCAAAGGCUUUGACUGGGAGGAGUACAUCAACAACAAAACAAAUUUUUACAUAGUUCCUGGCAUGCUGGAACCCUUACUGUGUGGGAACAGCUCUGACGCUGGGCAAUGCCCGGAGGGCUACCAGUGCAUGAAGGCGGGCAGGAACCCCAACUACGGGUACACGAGCUUCGACACCUUCAGCUGGGCCUUCCUGGCGCUGUUUCGCCUAAUGACCCAGGACUAUUGGGAAAACUUGUAUCAGCUGACUCUGCGAGCAGCCGGCAAAACAUACAUGAUCUUCUUCGUCCUGGUCAUCUUUGUGGGCUCCUUCUACCUGGUGAACUUGAUCUUGGCUGUGGUGGCCAUGGCUUACGAGGAGCAGAACCAGGCCACGCUGGAGGAGGCCGAGCAGAAGGAGGCGGAGUUCAAGGCCAUGUUGGAGCAGCUGAAGAAGCAGCAGGAAGAGGCGCAGGCUGCCGCCAUGGCCACCUCGGCGGGGACCGUGUCAGAGGAUGCCAUCGAGGAAGAAGGGGAGGAGGGGGCCGGCUCCCCGCGGAGCUCAUCCGAGAUUUCCAAGCUGAGUUCCAAGAGCGCCAAGGAGCGGCGGAACCGGAGGAAGAAGAGGAAGCAGAAGGAGCUAUCAGAGGGCGAGGAGAAGGGGGACCCCGAGAAGGUGUUCAAGUCCGAGUCGGAGGAUGGGCUGCGGAGGAAGGGCUUCCGGCUGCCGGACAACAGGAUUGGGAGGAAAUUCUCCAUCAUGAACCAGUCCCUGCUCAGCAUCCCCGGCUCGCCCUUCCUCUCCCGCCACAACAGCAAGAGCAGCAUCUUCAGCUUCCGCGGGCCCGGGCGCUUCCGGGACCCGGGCUCGGAGAACGAGUUCGCGGACGACGAGCACAGCACGGUGGAGGAGAGCGAGGGCCGGCGCGACUCGCUCUUCAUCCCGAUCCGGGCGCGCGAGCGCCGCAGCAGCUACAGCGGCUACAGCGGCUACAGCCAGGGCAGCCGCUCGUCGCGCAUCUUCCCCAGCCUGCGGCGCAGCGUCAAGCGCAACAGCACGGUGGACUGCAACGGCGUGGUGUCCCUCAUCGGCGGCCCCGGCUCCCACAUCGGCGGCCGGCUCCUGCCAGAGGUGAAAAUAGAUAAGGCAGCUACCGACCACAGUGCUACAACUGAGGUGGAAAUUAAGAAGAAAGGCCCUGGGUCUCUUUUAGUCUCCAUGGACCAAUUGGCUUCCUAUGGAAGGAAAGACAGAAUUAACAGUAUAAUGAGUGUUGUUACAAAUACUCUGGUAGAAGAGCUGGAAGAGUCUCAGAGAAAGUGCCCGCCAUGCUGGUACAAAUUUGCUAACACGUUCCUCAUCUGGGAGUGCCACCCAUACUGGAUAAAACUAAAAGAGAUUGUGAACUUGAUAGUCAUGGACCCUUUCGUGGACUUAGCCAUCACCAUUUGCAUUGUGCUGAACACACUAUUCAUGGCCAUGGAGCACCACCCUAUGACACCGCAGUUUGAACACGUCUUGACUGUAGGGAAUCUGGUUUUCACUGGAAUUUUCACAGCGGAAAUGUUCCUGAAGCUCAUAGCCAUGGACCCCUACUAUUAUUUCCAAGAAGGUUGGAACAUUUUUGACGGAUUUAUUGUGUCCCUCAGUUUAAUGGAACUGGGUCUAGCGGACGUGGAGGGGCUUUCGGUGCUGCGAUCUUUCCGAUUGCUUCGAGUCUUCAAGUUGGCCAAGUCCUGGCCCACGCUGAACAUGUUGAUCAAGAUUAUUGGGAAUUCCGUGGGCGCCCUGGGCAACCUGACCCUGGUGCUGGCCAUCAUAGUCUUCAUCUUUGCCGUGGUCGGGAUGCAGCUCUUCGGAAAGAGCUACAAGGAGUGCGUGUGCAAGAUCAACCAGGACUGCGAGCUGCCCCGCUGGCACAUGCAUGAUUUCUUCCACUCCUUCCUCAUCGUCUUCCGGGUGCUGUGCGGGGAGUGGAUCGAGACCAUGUGGGACUGCAUGGAGGUGGCCGGCCAGGCCAUGUGUCUCAUCGUCUUCAUGAUGGUCAUGGUGAUUGGCAACUUGGUGGUGCUGAACCUCUUCCUGGCCUUGCUGCUGAGCUCCUUCAGCGCGGACAACCUGGCGGCCACGGACGACGACGGGGAGAUGAACAACCUCCAGAUCUCCGUGAUCCGCAUCAAGAAGGGCGUGGCCUGGGUCAAGGCCAAAGUGCGCGCCUUCAUGCAGGCACACCUGAAGCAGCGGGAGGCGGACGAGGUGAAGCCGCUGGACGAGCUGUAUGAGAAGAAGGCCAACUGCAUCGCCAACCACACCGGCGCCGACAUCCACCGCAACGGCGACUUCCAGAGGAACGGCAACGGCACGACCAGCGGCAUCGGCAGCAGCGUGGAGAAGUACAUCAUCGACGAGGACCACAUGUCCUUCAUCAACAACCCCAACCUCACCGUGCGUGUGCCCAUCGCCGUGGGCGAGUCCGACUUCGAGAACCUCAACACCGAGGAUGUGAGCAGCGAGUCGGACCCGGAAGGCAGCAAAGACAAACUCGAUGACACCAGCUCCUCUGAAGGCAGCACUAUUGACAUCAAACCGGAGGUGGAGGAGGUGCCCGUGGAGCAGCCCGAGGAGUACUUGGACCCGGACGCAUGCUUCACCGAAGGCUGUGUGCAGCGGUUCAAGUGUUGUCAGGUGAAUAUUGAGGAAGGGCUAGGCAAGUCUUGGUGGAUCUUGCGGAAAACCUGCUUUCUGAUCGUGGAGCACAAUUGGUUUGAGACAUUCAUCAUCUUCAUGAUUCUGCUCAGCAGCGGUGCCCUGGCCUUUGAGGACAUCUACAUUGAGCAGAGAAGGACCAUCCGCACCAUCCUGGAAUACGCCGACAAGGUCUUCACCUACAUCUUCAUCCUGGAGAUGCUGCUCAAGUGGACGGCCUAUGGCUUCGUCAAGUUCUUCACCAAUGCCUGGUGCUGGCUGGACUUCCUCAUCGUGGCUGUCUCUCUAGUCAGCCUUAUAGCUAAUGCCCUGGGCUACUCGGAACUAGGUGCCAUUAAAUCCCUUAGGACCCUAAGAGCUUUGAGACCCUUAAGAGCCUUAUCACGAUUUGAAGGCAUGAGGGUGGUGGUAAAUGCCUUGGUGGGCGCCAUCCCUUCCAUCAUGAAUGUGCUGCUGGUGUGUCUCAUCUUCUGGCUGAUUUUCAGCAUCAUGGGCGUUAACCUGUUCGCGGGAAAGUACCACUACUGCUUUAACGAGACCUCCGAGGUCCGGUUCGAGAUUGAUAUUGUCAACAAUAAAACCGAGUGUGAGAAGCUCAUGGAAGGGAACAAUACCGAGAUCCGAUGGAAGAAUGUGAAAAUCAACUUUGACAACGUCGGGGCAGGGUACCUGGCUCUUCUUCAAGUGGCAACCUUCAAAGGCUGGAUGGACAUCAUGUAUGCAGCCGUGGAUUCCCGGAAGCCUGAUGAGCAGCCGAAAUACGAGGACAACAUCUACAUGUACAUCUACUUCGUCAUCUUCAUCAUCUUCGGCUCCUUCUUCACCCUGAACCUGUUCAUUGGCGUCAUCAUUGAUAACUUCAAUCAACAAAAGAAAAAGUUCGGAGGUCAGGACAUCUUCAUGACGGAGGAGCAGAAGAAGUACUACAACGCCAUGAAGAAGCUGGGCUCCAAGAAGCCCCAGAAACCCAUCCCCCGCCCCCUGAACAAGAUCCAGGGCAUCGUCUUCGACUUCGUCACACAGCAAGCCUUCGACAUUGUCAUCAUGAUGCUCAUCUGCUUGAACAUGGUGACCAUGAUGGUGGAGACGGACACGCAGAGCAAGCAGAUGGAGAACAUCCUCUACUGGAUCAACCUGGUCUUCGUCAUCUUCUUCACCUGUGAGUGCGUGCUCAAGAUGUUCGCCCUGCGCCACUACUACUUCACCAUCGGCUGGAACAUCUUUGACUUCGUGGUGGUCAUCCUGUCCAUCGUGGGCAUGUUCCUGGCUGAUAUAAUCGAAAAGUACUUUGUCUCUCCGACCCUCUUCCGAGUCAUCCGAUUGGCCCGAAUUGGGCGCAUCCUGCGUCUGAUCAAAGGCGCCAAGGGGAUCCGCACCCUGCUCUUUGCCUUAAUGAUGUCCCUGCCUGCCCUGUUCAACAUCGGCCUGCUGCUCUUCCUGGUCAUGUUCAUCUUCUCCAUCUUCGGGAUGUCCAACUUCGCCUACGUGAAGCACGAGGCCGGCAUCGACGACAUGUUCAACUUUGAGACGUUCGGCAACAGCAUGAUCUGCCUGUUCCAGAUCACCACCUCGGCUGGCUGGGACGGGCUGCUGCUGCCCAUCCUCAACCGUCCCCCGGACUGCAGCUUGGAGAAGGAGCACCCGGGCAGCGGUUUCAAGGGUGACUGCGGGAACCCCUCGGUGGGCAUCUUCUUCUUCGUGAGCUACAUCAUCAUCUCCUUCCUCAUCGUGGUCAACAUGUACAUCGCCAUCAUCCUGGAGAACUUCAGCGUGGCCACGGAGGAGAGCGCGGACCCCCUGAGUGAGGACGACUUCGAGACCUUCUACGAGAUCUGGGAGAAGUUCGACCCCGACGCCACGCAGUUCAUCGAGUACUGUAAGCUGGCUGACUUCGCGGAUGCGCUGGAGCACCCGCUGCGCGUGCCCAAGCCUAACACCAUUGAGCUCAUCGCCAUGGACCUGCCCAUGGUGAGCGGGGACCGCAUCCACUGCCUAGACAUCCUUUUUGCCUUCACCAAGCGGGUCCUGGGAGACAGCGGGGAGCUGGACAUCUUGCGGCAGCAGAUGGAGGAGCGCUUUGUGGCGUCCAAUCCUUCCAAAGUGUCUUACGAGCCCAUCACGACCACGCUGAGGCGCAAACAGGAGGAGGUGUCCGCCGUGGUCCUGCAGCGCGCCUACCGGGGACACCUGGCGAGGCGGGGCUUCGUCUGCAAAAAGACAGCUUCCAAUAAGCUGGGGAACGGAGGCACGCACAGGGAGAAGAAGGAGAGCACCCCUUCCACGGCCUCCCUCCCGUCCUACGACAGUGUGACCAAGCCUGAGAAGGAGAAGCAGCAGCGGGCAGAGGAGGGGCGGAGGGAGAGGGCCAAGAGACAGAAGCAGGUCCGAGAGUCCAAGUGCUAGAGGCGAGCGGAACCCGGCCGCCGCUUGGAGCUCAGACUCGCGCGGGCCAACGGUUGAUGAUUGUUUACAAACUUCCUGCAUCUUAUCCAUUCAGAACAGCUGUGGGGACACGAACCCGAAGACCUAUGCGAAGCGUACGCUGCUUUCCAUGUCACACGGUUGCAUCUUGAGCAGUGACCUGCCGAGGGCACAGGACCCCGCUCCCUGGACUCACAGAUUUUUUUCUACUGCUUGGGCAGGUGGUUACUGCAUGUUCCACAUCAGUCAAUGCAACUUAGGACAAAACCAACAGGAUACAAACACCGAGGAGAGGCUGCUGGGGCCAGCGUUGUCUCCGCCGCAGCCAAAAAAAAAAAAAAAUGGAUUGGAUUUGAUUUGAUUUUACUUUUUUCCAUUCUGUCGAUUCUCGGAAGCAGAAAGCAUCGCUUUCAAAGUUUGUUUGUCCAUGCAAACUAUAUUUGCAUUCUCACAUUAGUUAAGCUAAAGCGGCAAAAAGAAACCACACACACACACACACUACACACACUCACACACACACACACACAGUCACUCACUCACAUUUAGCCCAUGUCAUUUAAUUGUCAGUUUCUUUGACAUAACGCGCAUCUUCUCCACAUGGGCUUUCCGUGGUUUGGAGAUGGGUAGGGGGAAAUAAUCCGGUUUUUUCCAGGCUGAGGAGGACUUGCUCAGGCCGAUUCCAAACAUCGUGCUCGUUCAAUGCGUAGAAAUGAUUUGCAUGAUGGCAUGCCGUGAUCAGAACUCAUGCAUGAGAUCCAUACGCCACAGGACACUACUCUCCUAUCCCCUGCAUUGGGUCAGCCUCUGGACGGGACCCAGCCCUGCACCGUUCACUGUAUCUGGGAGAAAACGGUAAGAGUUCCAUCCCGGCUGCAAUUUUUUUCUGAGUUCUUAGAAGUCUUUCAUACACAGUUGCUGGGUGGGAAAGACCUAACCAAUCAAUUGACCGCCGCCGCCACCAACAAAAACAAACCCAGUCCAACAAGCAGAUGGAUCCGUUGCGUGUCCGUGGUUAACAGACUUCUCUCAGACAUGCAGCCACUGUUGCACAUUUUUUUUUUUUUUUUGCAAGAUGAACUAAUCAGUACUGCUUUGCGGCCAGUACGUGGGGAGACUCAGAUCCCGAAUGGCUUGUACCAUUAACAACACUGUAAAACCAAAUCCUAGGGCUGAAAAGAAAAAAAAAAUUUCAUUUGUAUUUUGCAAUAUUCACGAGGAUUGUUUACCUUUCAUAUUGAAGAACUGACACAUACUUGAGGUAGAGAUGAAAGCGCUAUGCAGAAUAGCUUGUCAUCUCUGGGGGCCUUCUGCUGGGGUUGGGGGUGGGGUCACGGUGGGCUCGCUUCAUUCGGUAUCCUGUCUUCCUGCAUCGGGGCUGUCUCCCGGCUCACGGACCCCUGGGGAAUCUGUGACCCGGCCUCUCGCUUCUGCAGAGGGGUUGUCACAAGAUCACGCCUGCAUGAUGCCUUCUGCCUCCAUUGCUCUUCUCCACCAAGCAGGGCUGCCCUGACCCGCCCAGGUGGGCGAGGGCGGCGGCAUGGGGGCGUGGCUGUGGGCUCUUUCCUUAGUGGCUCAGGGCCUGCUCCUGAACCAAGCCUGCUUGGGUUCCUCACUGCACUGGGGUUCCUGAGAAAGCAACCUAGUCGUACGUCUCUAGAAUGUUCCAGCUCCUUCUUCCCCCCACCGGGGGCAUUCUCUUUCACGCAUUUCCCUCCCUGCUUAGCGACCUGCCAUUUGUCACUGAGGGUGGCUUCUGGGGGGGAGUAUCCCAGCUUGCAUUCCAUCUCCUGCUGUGUGGAAGUGGGGGUGGGGGGGUCCGAAUCCAGUGACUUAGCCCAAAGCCCCUGCAGGCUGCUGUUGGCUGUGUCUGGGGUGGGGGGGAGUCUACCCAGAGACUUGAGUGCAAACAAAUUCUUCCCGAAUCAUCCCACAGAGGGGGAAACAGUCCCACCCCAUCUUGGCCACGCACCAACCUGCCUUGUAGUGGAAGCACCUUGGAAGCUACCGCGCAGCCCACCUGGCUAGUUUUGCAUAGAACAAACCACGGCCAAGUUAGGACACAGAGCUCCGCAUCUUUCAGACCGGCUCUCUUAAGCCUGCUUCUGCAGUGUCGUUAGAAUGUUCGUACUACACCCAAUACCAACCGGGGAAGGGCAUUCUCUCCAUGCCCCCGCUAACUGCUAGGACGAAUGUAUAGUCACGUGUACAGGCUCUUAUUGUAAACAGCACAAAACAAGCUGACAUGGUAAUUCUUUUUUUUAAAAAAAAAGGAUUAUAAAUACUGUAAGAUAUCAUUUUAUUUUAUUGGCAUGCCUUUUUGUAAAUACAAAAAUGACUAACUUAUUAAAUAGGAAGUGGCUUCUGGCUUAUGCCAUUGUCAUGUUUAUUUUUAUUUUUUAUACUUUUCUUUCUUCUCAGAACAUAGAUGCUUAUCAGCCGAUGUACAUCCCCAAACCAGACAGACAGACAAAAAAUUUUUUAUCGCUAAUGGUCUUUUCCAAAAUGACAUAUAUAUAUGUGUAUAUAUAUAUACACAUAUAUACAUAUAUAUAUAUUUGUUCCAAUGUGCAAUAAAUUGUAACCACUUCUAUGCAAGAUCUGGCUAAACUCAGUAAAUUGUUCUUAGGUUUUGAGAUAGACGACAGGGUUCUGUGGUCCUGCUUAGGUACGCCGAGCACUCGCGCCAGCCGUGUCCCGAAGCUGCUGGAGCCUGACCACAACACUUGGGCCUUGCGCACCGACCGCCAUCAGCCAGCUUCCUAGGAAAGAAGCCCCCUGCCCCUCCGCUAUCUCUGAAGCUUUACUUUUCUUUCUGACUUCUCCCGCCCCCCGCCCCUCCACCUGCUCACUCGCUCACUCACCCACCCAUCCCACUCAGCACUUCCUUGGUAGUAACCGACACACCAUCACCAGCAGUCUGCACCCGCAGUUAACAGGCACGGAACCAAGAGCAAAAGUGAGGACAGUGUCACACGUCCUCGCUGAGUGGGUCAGCAGCCAAUCAGAAGCAGCAGCAGCCGCAGCGUCACCACACACACACACACACACACACACAUGCACACACAUAUAGAGAUAUAUAAAUAGAGUAUAAAUAUUUAUUUUUUGUAGCCAGGUCCUUGGUGCAGUAUUUAUACCCCCACAAUCCACCUUUUAAAAAAAAGGACAAAAAAGCAAAAAGACGCGUGCAAUGCUGUUCAUCUUGGAUGCAGAGCUAGAUGCGUGACUGCUGCCCGCAGGCGCUGGUUUAUAUGUGGAGACCCUUCCUCCCUCAGCCUCCUGGGGCUUUGAGAGGCUGAGAGCAGGGAGAGGCUCUGGCACCUGCAAGGGGAGGCAAAUGCAAACUCCCCCCGAGGGGGCGGGGCAGCCCCUGGAGCGCCAGCACCCAGGGCCCUCUAACUCCUCGCCACGACCAGUGUAGACCGUACCCCCUAGAAGCCAGCACCUCCCUUGCAUGAGCAGUGGCCGGAAGCGCAUCACUAUAGAAGCGAAAAGGAAGCGAAAUAAAAACGAGCCUUUUUUCCUGUACAAGGGAAGCCUGUCGUGGUGUUUGUUGUUUGUCCCAAUUCUUGGGUCCUGGGAGGGGGUCUGGGAACUGGGACCGUAGCACUCUUGGGGGAACAGGAGUCAGAGGCGUCUCUGCAGACGCCCAGGCCAGAGCUUGGCGGGGAGAAGAGCCAGGUCCUGCCCCUGCCCCCGGGAGCGCACUUCCCACCCCCACUCCAUUGCAUGCAUUUCUCCUGUCUACUGGGCUGGUGCUCCAAGGCCCACCCAAGCCCCCUCCCCCACCAUCGGCCGAGAGAUGUCAGCCAACCCAGCUGGACUGGCCUUACUUUUUUUGCCUUCUCACCAGAAUGUUAGGAGACGCCUGGCAGCCUCCCCUCCACGCCCGCUGACCUGGCCCCCUCCUGGCCACCCCUUCACACUUGCACGGGGGGCGGGGUCCCGGCUCCGGGUCCUCUUCUCCCUCCCCCUGCUGUGGGGACGUCUCUCUCUCUUCGGGCCGUGUCCCCUGGCCCAGAAACACUCUCUCAGGAGGAUCUUGUGCCCACUCUAGUCCUGCUCCACGCUGAGAGAGACGGCAGUAGGUCAGGCCCCCUCCUCCCCUUCCUCUUCCUCUUCCCUGGGCUCCCCCCACCCCACCCACAGCCUCCAGGCCUGCUAUGGAGGCCAAGCAGCCAUUUGUGACUUCAGUCCCAGGCAUCUCCAGGCGCGAUGCCUCUUUUCUGUUCUCAGAUGCUGCCCAAAGUUUUGCAAAAAGCUUCGUUCAUUUUCAGGUACCUCCCCCCUUGCCCCCCAAAAGAAUGAGCUGCAACCGUCAGCUAGGGGGACAUCAGGAGUGAAGAGGAAGCCUGGGGUGGCAGAGGCCCCAGGCCUGCACCGGCGUCGGCCCUGGGCUUCCUAGGAUGCCCGCUCCCAGACUGCCAAGAUUUCCCCCGUUAGAUGCUCCUGAGGCACCCCUGCCCCUGCCCCUCCCCCCUUGCUGUGUGCUGUGCAUAGAGGCUCCGUGGGGGUGGGGCGGGCAGCUGUGCACAUGUGCUAGUGUGUGUGUGUGUUUGUAUGUGAAGAAUGCACAUAGGUAAAGGGGAGUGUGGCCCAGUGGUUCCAGAAAAGGGACGGAACCGUGUUCUAUCCCUGGCUUUUGGCCGCUGGCUCGCUGUGUGGCCUUGGGCAAGUCACUUAACCUCUUCGUGCCUCAGUUGCCCCAUCUGUAAAAUGGGGGCAAUAAUACUGACCUACCUCACAGGGGUGUUGUGAGGCUUUACGUCCAUGUUUUGUAAAAGCGUUUUUGAGAUACAGAGGCCAAGGCACUAGGGAAGGGCAAAGCCUUGUUGGUCUUUGGAAAGAUGCAAUGGUACCAUAUAUGCUGCUAUUCUGAGAGCCAUUUAAAACUGCACUGCUCCAACCACCCCCGCUUCUCAUCACCAGGACAGCAGGUCGAGAACCGUCUUUCCUUUCACUUGCUUCUGGGCUCUGUCGUUUACUCUAGACACGGAAUUCUUCCCCCCCACCCCCGCCCUCCGCUGUAUCUCCCGCCCUCACCCCCCCUCGACUUGUUCCCUGUUCUGUUCAUGAGGAAAUGGCAGAAAUCCUUGAGAAAUGAGAAUGUAUCCGUGGAUUGGAAGUUUCUAGUCUGAAAUUUCAAUUUUACUUUGUACUGUACAUCUUUUUACUUUAGAAUUUGCAAUAAAGGGUUACGUCAAUCUUGUUUUCAA
Molecule: messenger RNA, 11461 nt
Organism: Oryctolagus cuniculus (rabbit)
Lineage: Eukaryota; Metazoa; Chordata; Mammalia; Lagomorpha; Leporidae
Source: RefSeq, a predicted model, not a curated record